Penicillium concentricum is the source of this 2175-nucleotide messenger RNA. RefSeq names its product ATP-binding protein. The transcript has a single exon. Gene Ontology annotation, molecular function: ATP hydrolysis activity; ATP binding. The record is from RefSeq and is a predicted model, not a curated record. Bases 1 to 2175 code for a protein of 724 amino acids. NCBI's taxonomy places the organism in Eukaryota, Fungi, Ascomycota, Eurotiomycetes, Eurotiales, Aspergillaceae.
AUGGAGCAUCGAGGCACAAUAAUAAAUCGGUUUAGCGAACAGGCCUUUUCAGGCUUUGACCACGAGCUUGACCAACCCAACCGUCAAGAUCUGGCCGUGAUUGAUGUGAUAUCGAGCGUCCAUGGUACAUUCCCCGAAGGCAAACACAGGCGCAAGAAUCAAUCACGAAAAAACUUUGGGACCCCUUUACUGGAAGAUGAUCGAGCCCCAUUUGAGUUAGGGAAGGACUUCAUUGUACGCUCGAAAGACAGGGCUCCUUCAAUCAGGGUCUUCUCUCCGCAGAUUAUUGAGCAUAUACGAAACGAGCUACGAUAUUAUCCUACACUGAAUAUUCCCGACAUUGAGCUUAUUGUCCACCCUCCUUACGAACCCUUGGCCUUUUGCCAUGAUGGGCUCGUAGCUGCAGCACAGGAUGUGGACAAAAAUCUGCCCUCACCUGAUGAAGUCAGCAAUUUGGGCAAGACUCGAAACCACUUUCGUGUGCUUUUAGAUUGGUUUCAGCCUUACUACCAGAAAGAGAUAGAACCGGAAAAAGAUGUCCAUCGGAGGGGCAAAGCAACAUUUCCAAACCUCUGGCUCUUAUACAAACCAGGCUCCACCGUCUUUGCGGGCCAGGGCAAAUCCAUCAGUUUUUACAAGGUCUUGUCUUUCUCUCCCAAAGACGAAAAGCACGAACGACGUUGGGUGCUGUCUGUCUGGGGAUUAGAUUUCAAUGGGCUAAGACUGGGCCGAAGAGCCAAGACAUUUGAAAUUGCCGAGUUUGAAGGCGAGAAAGCUAUUAAGCAGUUGCCCGUGAAGCCAAUUCGACACAUGGAACAAGAUGAUGGGGAUGAAGAGGCCCUUACCGAACGCGGAAAGUCAUACUACCAAAUUAUUCGACAAGCUCCCGUCCAUCUGCAGUACAAGGGAGCUUUGAGCGGAAAUAAUCUCCUGCAAUACUCGGGGAAAAUAAUGAUUGAUCCUACAAAUUAUCCUGCGAAACCGAGGUUAUCAUCUAAUUCCCACCUGCGCAUGCUGGGGACAGCUGCACCGUCAUCCCCAUCAUCUCUUGAUAAAAGAGACAUUGCCUCUGAUUUUGAGGAGCCAAAAGAUAUGGGUGGAGGUCCUCUGUACUCCAAAUUCAAUGACGUGGUAUUGUCGGAAGAAAUACAGCCAGGAGAUGAGGAAAUGUAUCUUCUCAUGCCUAGCAAGAUUCGGGGUUUUGCCCUGGGCAAAAACCAGUGGGCGGAAUUUGACAUCAGCGGCGUCUACGCGUUGGAUCCAAUGUCGGCACCAUUCGGGAGUCUAGCGAUAGGAGACACAGAAUUACAUCUAAUUCGGGCUUUGGGUCUCACCGACUUCACCCUGGAUAGAGAUGAUACUUUUCGGAAUGACUUUGUUCAAGGAAAAGGCUUGAAUCAGGUCAUUCUUCUGCAUGGGCCUCCCGGGGUGGGCAAGACGUUGACCGUGGAAUGCCUGGCCGAGGAGCUAGGAAGACCGUUAUUAAAUCUUACCGUUGCCGACAUUGGAACAAAAGAAUCGGAGAUGGAACAUCGACUCGCAGGUUGGCUUGACCUCGCCCAGCGCUGGAACGCGAUCGUGCUCAUUGACGAAGCCGAUAUAUAUCUCGCAAGAAGGGAACGAAACGAGCUACAACGUAGUGCGUUGGUAACAGCCUUCCUACGCACUCUGGAAUAUUUCAUAGGCUUGAUGUUUCUCACCACCAAUCAACCAGGAUUUAUCGACGAUGCGUUCAACUCCCGGUUUCAUUUGAUAAUUGAGUAUCCGCGAUUGAACGAGGAGCAAAGGACUACCAUUUGGCAAAGCUUCCUACAUAAACUACACCGCGAUCAGGGACAGCACAACCAACCAACCAAGAUCCGGAUCAACGUGCUCGGUGAUGUUCAGAACUACUUGACUACGAACACAGAUGUCAAGGCGCUGGAGCUCAAUGGACGGGAUAUCCGCAACGCGUUCCAUGCGGCAAUUCAAAUAGCCAUCCACAGAACAGAUGAGGAGAACCGGAAGCGGUACCGGAAUCAAGGAAUAGGGCAGCCGAUGACGGAUGUAGACCUCACGGUCAAUGAUAUAAAGAAAGUGAUUGAUAACAAGGCCGCAUAUCGAGCAUACCUGACCAACGUUCACGGCCAGAAUGAGGAAGAGCGCGCUCUAGAUUAUGGAGGCCGACGAACUUGA